AUGGUAACUAUGCCCAAAUGGGUCUUCACAACGGUCUCUAAAGCAAUUUGGAACUUCUUGUGGGGUGGGAAAACUGAAUUGGUUUAAUGUGAUAUCUUUCAUCACACUUGGAAACAAGGGGGUCUGUCUGUCAUCAACAAAUCAUGGGCCCUCAAACUCCAUUGGGCUCCCCUUGUUGGGGAUGCCACUUGCAAAAAAAAAAAAAGUAGGUCUGUUUCACCUCAUAUUGGAUCGGCUCUUCUCUGAGCUGUAGAAUUAGGUGACUGCCUUAUUUGAUGAUUAUUGGCUUAAAAUAUGUCAGACGAUUCGUGUGAUUGAUGAAUCAAAUAGUAAUAUUCAUUUUUUUUUGCAAAAUAUCAUAUGAUAUAACAGAAAAUGGCUGCAUUUUUUAAUUACAUUACCAUUUCUUGUGUUCGUGGACUGUUCAUUUGCUUAAUUUGGGCACCCAAAAUGUACUAGAUUGUGUCUAAGAGCACUUAAAUUUAUAAAAUUUAGUUUAAACGUUUGAGAGAAGUUGUUUUUCAUAAGUACAGAUAGCUUUUUUUGCCAAGCUAGAGCCUUGGAAUCUUGUAAAAUCAAAUUCUAGGAGGAUACAGCCAAUAAAAACCUUAACACUGUUACUUUUGUAUCAUCAGAUUGUGUUUAUGAUCUAACCCCUGAUACAGAGAUUCUGAAAACCAUCAUCUGCCAAUGCUUUGACUUUGCACAAAUAACUCUUUAAAUUAACCCUCUAGUACUACCCACAUUGUCUCAAGAAGGAGGAUUUAUAAAUCACUUCUUGGGAAAAGGUGCAACUCAGCAAUCCAAACACAAGCAGGGACAAUUUAUCUCUUCAGUAUUUUUCUGCUUAAUAUUCAGGCUCAUAUCAUGUGAUUUUAAAUAACCAUGGUUUCAGUACAAGAAGAAAGACAAUGAAACAUCACAGACCCAAAGCUUUUUAUAACCAGUCCCAGCCCAAGCACUUGCAUAUAAAUGUACACGAGUCAUCCAGGAACUUAAGAUCUACUGAUGGUGCUCGAGUACAAAUCCAACCAAGAGCAACUACUUUUUGAGACCAUGCUGCUACUCUUUUAAACAAGCUCUCAACUGAUUUCAGAAACAAUGUGGAACUUGACAUUUUUACCAGAGGUUAAGCACUCUCUGCUUGGCAAAGCUUAAGCCACUAGAAUAGGUCAACCUCCUAAAUUUGUAAACCAGUUUCUUCCAUUUUUAUCCAUGAUGUAAUGUGGUAUUUAACAAUGAUACUUUUUAAAUUUUCAUUUAUCCCUCAUUUAACCAUUUCAAUUGAUAGAUAUACGGCUACCCUCUAGAGGUGUUAUCAAUAAAACACUAUUAUCAUUUCUAUACCCAUAGAGAAAGUGCCAACUCGUCAUUGACGCAUGCAUAUGAAGAAUACCACAAAUAAGUUGGCUGAGUCCAUCACCAAGAACCUCUUGUGGUUUCAGUACCAUUUGCAACUAAAUUUUCCCUUUUGCAGUAAGCAGCUACAGCUUCACUACUACUUUAAGCCACUAAGGUAAUGAAUGAAAAGGUUUUUGGCACCUUUUAUCUUGUCUACUAUAAGAUUGUUUACCAAAAAAUAAAUUUAAGAGACUUCAAUACAACUGUGAAUUUUCCUUUACAAAAAAUUUCAAAGGUGCAAAUGUAAUUAGCUUCAAUAGUCUGUCACUACCUCAAUCAAACACCACCACUUUUCCCUUUGCAAUCAAAAGCCCACAGUGGAGCAGCAGACAAUGAUUAUUACGAUCAAAUCAAUCCAGGCAAUAUUUCACAUUGAAAGAGCUACUUAACAAUUAGAAUUUAUCAAAGGUUUGCCCUGACCUCAAACAACACACUUAGCCUUGCAACCUUGCAGUUAAAGUAAAGCUUGCUCUUUGAGCCAGUACCUUUGCCAUCCCAAAUGUCAUAGGAUUACUAGUCACUACCAGACAAACUACCCACCAGAAAGAAGUCACAGACAACACUUCCUACUUUAAGAAGCCAGAUUAAAGACAAGAAACACUGUCAUUAAAAUCAACCAGCAUCCCCAGAUAAACAUGAACCACUUGAUUUUGAAGGUCCAGAAACUCUGCAGCCAAACCCAACCACCACUACUACUAUGAAAGAACCAGUGAAUACCAAGCCAAGUGUAAACACCACACAAGAAGAAAAGACAUCCAUGGCUUCAGCAGUUUCUAGUAGGGGAAGAGAAAUUAAGAAACCAGCAUGCCACACAUGGAGUUUGAACCAU
Pocillopora meandrina is the source of this 2230-nucleotide messenger RNA. The record is from the annotation of a GenBank genome assembly. NCBI's taxonomy places the organism in Eukaryota, Metazoa, Cnidaria, Anthozoa, Scleractinia, Pocilloporidae.